Molecule: messenger RNA, 1698 nt
Organism: Hydra vulgaris (swiftwater hydra)
Lineage: Eukaryota; Metazoa; Cnidaria; Hydrozoa; Anthoathecata; Hydridae
Biological process (GO): oogenesis; negative regulation of translation
Cellular component (GO): perinuclear region of cytoplasm
Molecular function (GO): zinc ion binding; mRNA binding
Source: RefSeq, a predicted model, not a curated record
AAUUUAUCAUUAACUAUCUUGCAGGCUUGAGAAGAGUGAUCAAUUACUAACAUUGCAACGAUUAGCAUUAGUAAAAGUUUAUUUCUAAAAGUUAUCUUUUUUGCAUAAUCAUCGAUUAAAUAUUACUGUAUAAAUGGCGUUAUCUUUAUGUAAAACCAAAGACUUGUUUUCAAGUCGCGAAGGCUUAAAUCUCGAUAAAUUUUCAUUUAAUUAUAAACAAGACAGUCAAUUUUCCGUAUUUCGUGAUUAUCUUGGACUUAUAAGACUGAUACUACCUGAAAAUCGCAUAGAAAUGUCUAAAUUGCAUUCGCCUACAGAAUCUGUGGAUAAUGUUGAUUUUUUUUUUAAUUAUCCAAAUAUUAUAUCCUCAAACAGGCAUCGAAUUGAUAGUUUAGAUUCAGAUGAGACGAGUGAGAGUUCUUCUAGCGAAGGUCGAGGUGAUAAUGAAGUAAUAUAUGAAAACCUAAGCUCUUCUGAAGAGUACUCUCCCUACCGGCAAAGUAAAGUCAAUUCAAUUCAUAGUAAUGUUUUGGCACAAACAUACGCACAAACAUUAGAGUCUCUUAUUGCUAACCAAAGUGUAGUUAGUCAACAAAUACAUAAUCAUGUUCAACAACAAAUUCAAAGCAAAGCUUUGAAAAAUCUUAGCAAGACAUCGGUUUGUGUUUUUUGUCGAAAUAAUGGUGAGUCCAGAGAAUUUUACAGCUCGCACACUUUAAAAGAUAACGAAGGAAAUACUAUGUGCCCAAUACUUAGAGCCUACACAUGCCCACUCUGCAAGUCACAUGGUAACCAAUCACAUACAAUUAAAUAUUGUCCUAAAUAUACUCCAAAACCGAAAACAGAUAAAUUAUUAGAUAUCAGCAUGCCUUUACUUUAGCUUACGAUGAAUUUUUAUUUGAUAUUUAAAAAUGAAAGAAAUUUAAUUUUGUUUAGUGAGGUAUAACUAUUUUUUAUGUACAUAUCUAAGUUCUCUUGCGCGCAUUCUUGCUGCGCAAGAUUGUUUUGUUUUGCAUGCUCUAUUUUUUUAGGUGAGCUUUUAAAUUUUUACGUUCAUUUUUUCAUUGAUAGUUUUAAAUUAAUCCUUCAAAAUAUUUUCAUUAUUAUCCUAGUUAAAUUUUAAAGGCAGUUUUUUAAAUUAUACAGUCUCUUGAUUUUAUCUUAUUUUGUUUAUUCGUCUUAUUUAAUGUUUGUAUAUAACGACCGCAGAAAAUGCUUAGCGUUCCAUAGUUUAUUUAAAAUUCUUUGUCUCAUCUUACAGUAUGAUAAUAUUUUUCUUUAUUUGAACAACCUUCAUCAUAUAAGCUUUUCGUCGUAGGCUUUUUUAAAUUUAAAAACCGCCAAUUACUGGUAUCUGUAAAAAAAAAAAAACUACAGGUGUUACAUUAAAUCUGUUUACUAAGUAAUAUUUAAUCUAUGUGAAUGUUCCUUUAUGUUUUAAUAUUUUUAACAAUGUAAUCAAGUAGGACUAAAACUUUCUUAUUUUUUUCUUUUCAAUUUUAGUCCUAAUUUUAGAUAAAAUUUAAUCGCGAUUAUCAUUUUAUGAUUUGUACAUGCAAGAAUUUUGUGGUGUUAAGAAAACCUUCAUAUUUGUGUUUAUAUAUUUAAACGCUGUAAAUAGCGUGUCAAAGAUUCUGUAUUAGAUUUUACGCCAUAUUGUAUUUAGUUUUUAUUCGAAUAUAACGAAUGCAGAUUUUA